Molecule: messenger RNA, 819 nt
Organism: Eucalyptus grandis
Lineage: Eukaryota; Viridiplantae; Streptophyta; Magnoliopsida; Myrtales; Myrtaceae
Product: dehydration-responsive element-binding protein 1D-like
Exons: 2
Coding region: 1-819 (272 amino acids)
Biological process (GO): regulation of DNA-templated transcription
Molecular function (GO): DNA binding; DNA-binding transcription factor activity
Source: RefSeq, a predicted model, not a curated record
AUGAGGAUCGUGGCUACCGCGGGGACCUCGGAUCUGCAGGCGCGGUGGUCUUCGGCUGAGGCGGAACGCGGCGAGACCAGAGGGAGCGGCGACAGCAUCGGGGAAGGGCGGCGGCGUCGUAGACCGGCGCUGGGUCGCGGCUUCACGAGGGGAAGGCAGCUGGGCGUCGAGCUGUGGCUACAGCAGGCGUCGGUUCUGGGUUUUGCCGUUGGCGUCGGGUCACUGGUCAGAGGCUCUGCAAGCGUCGGGUCUUGCUGUAGGGGCGGCAGCGUGACAGAGGGUCUCCCUAUCGCGCUAUCCCAGCGCAGACGUCCUCCCGUGAACUUCUCUGACGAGGAGGUGCGCCUCGCAUCCCACCACCUGAAGAAGCGCGCCGGGAGGAAGAAGUUCCAGGAGACCCGCCACCCCGUGUACCGUGGGGUGCGGCUGCGUGACUCGGGCAAGUGGGUCUGCGAGGUUCGCGAGCCCAAAAAGAAGUCGAGGAUCUGGCUCGGCACCUUCCCUACUGUGGAGAUGGCGGCGAGGGCGCAUGACAUGGCAGCGCUCGCGCUGAGGGGCCAGUCCGCCUGCCUCAACUUCACAGACUCCGCAUGGCCGCUGCUCACGCCGGUGUUGGCGGAUGCCAAGGACAUACAAAAGGCGGUGGCCAAGGCUGCAGAGGCAUUCCAGCCGGUGGAAUCUAAGGACGUAAUUGGGUCGAUCGCCGAUAUGGCGGAGGGGAUGCUCUUGUCUCCCCCCCAAUGCGGUGGAGAUAUAUAUGGCGGAGAGGGCGACGGGAACUUGGACACAUAUGCGUCAUUAUGGAGCUAUUUCAUCUGA